Molecule: messenger RNA, 2232 nt
Organism: Eriocheir sinensis (Chinese mitten crab)
Lineage: Eukaryota; Metazoa; Arthropoda; Malacostraca; Decapoda; Varunidae
Product: organic cation transporter protein-like
Exons: 12
Coding region: 204-2000 (598 amino acids)
Biological process (GO): transmembrane transport
Cellular component (GO): membrane
Molecular function (GO): transmembrane transporter activity
Source: RefSeq, a predicted model, not a curated record
UCAAAAAGGAAAGGUGGAACCGAUGCACAUAAACUACCUCCUUCAUCACACCCUAAACUGUCCCUCGUCUCUUAUCGGAUCUCGUUUGCAUCGCCCACUUCACAACCGCCCCGAGAGAGGCAAUACCUGAUGCCCCUCACUCUGCUGCAUGAGUGGCUGGUAAUCGACCGUUAGGUUCGUCGGGCUAAGCGGGAAGGGGAAAGAUGGAUACAAAUGCUCCUGAACCAGCCACAGAGGAAGGGUUCAAGGAUGACCCCCGCGAAGCUGAGAAGGACCAUGACGAUCCGCUGGCAGGGGCGACGACCUUCGAGGACCUGAUGAAGGUGGUGGGCCCGUACGGCCGCUGGACGAUCAUGGUGGUGUUCGUCUGUGCCGUCGGAAACGUGCCCGCGCCGUCGAGCAGCAUGACGUACCAGCUGGUGGGCGCCACUCCCGACCACUGGUGUAGAGUGGCGCCGCUGCUCCGUGCCAACUGGACCCAAUACCAGAUAACAUCCUUCGCCAUCCCCAUCAGGAGUGACACAGGACGGCUGGACGGCUGCGUCAUGAGGGACUACAAUUACGAGGCCGCGGCGGCGCUGAGCUACGAGGGCGCCAUGGCCAACGCAUCGCUGCUUCUUGCCUCCAACGACACACUCGCCUGUCCAUCCCGGAGCUUCAACUACUCACAACACCCGGACACCUUCGUCACCGAGUGGGACCUGGUGUGUGAUCGAAGGCACUUGUACGCCAGCAGUCAAGCCGCCGUCUAUGCUGGCGGUUUCUUCGGCGGUCUGCUCUCCAGCCACAUCUUAGAUAUCACGGGCAGGCGGUCUGCCUUGGUCGUCGCCUGCUUCAUCAACAUCGUUCUGAGCUUUGUGCUGGCCUUGGCACCAAACAUCACAGUCUACAUUAUAUUAAAGGCGAUUAUUGAGAUGAUCCAAAUCACGUACUACAUUGCUGGCAUUGUAUUAGCUAUGGAGAUCUGUGCCCCUAGCCAGCGCAACUACAUGGGCGCCCUCUAUUUACUGCCGUGGUCUUUCGGCUGCAUGCUGAUGCCGUUGGUGGCUUACUUGGUGCGGCCGUGGCGCUGGCUGACGGCCGUGUACGCCGCGCUUUUCUUCAUCACUCUCAUCUACAUUUGGCUGCCCGAGUCCCCGCGCUGGUUGAUCCACCACGGCCGCCACUCCGAGGCCCUGCGGGUCCUCCGCUGGGCGGCGCGUGUCAACCGUAGAACGCUUCCCUCAGACGAGCGACUCCUUGCCACCAUGCAAACCAUCAUGAGGAGGGAAAGACGCCGCGCCCCCGAUGGGUCUCCUACUACGACCACCACCACCAGCUUUCUGCGCCGCGGCAGCCGCUACCUAUUUGCAGUGUUGUUGACCCCCGGCCUGCGGUUGAAGGCUCUCGUGAUGUUCUACAUAUGGGCAGUUGCGGGGGCGUCUUACUUCGGCCUGAGCCACAACGCCAGGAUUCUUAGCGCUAACGUGUACCUGCACACGUUCCUGGCGGGGCUGGUGGAGGUGCCAGCGGUGUUCCUCCUGUGGCCAGCCAUUACCUACCUGGGCCGCAGGAAAACCCUUGCCUUCCUGUUGAUAGUGUGCAGUGUGUCCAUGACUUUCAUGACGCUGUCCAUGGUGACGCGUCUAGCAGUUUCGAACUUCGUUAAGCUGCUUUUAUCGCUCAUCGGCAAGAUGACCAUGACAGCUUCGUACCACCUGGCGUGGGUGUACACGCUGGAGUUGUUCUCCACUUCCAACAGGGCCCGUGUGGUGGGCGAGGCCAGCAUCCUGUGCAGGCUGUCCACCGUGUCCGUGCCCUACAUCAACGACCUGCUGGGUGAAGUGCUGCCCUGGGCACCCGGGGUCCUAUGCAGCCUGGCAGCCCUCGUCGGUGCGGGCCUGGUGGUCUUGCUCCCAGAGACCACUAACAGUAAGAUCACGCAGCGAGACGACUGCCGCCACGACCACCAAGACGACUACCCUCUCCAGGAAGCACUUAAUAGCAAGGCGGUGGCAUAGGACACUGAGACGCAGACGGAAUCCAUUGAAUACUGCUUGAAGAAGAUAUGACUGUUGACUACAAACAUUUCAGUAACUUUUAUUAAUUAUUCGCAACGCCCGUCACUGCUUAGGCAUAUUAUUAAAUUUUUUUUCCGUAAGUCUGGUUUGAUUUACUUGGCAUUAUUGGGGAUAUAAUUUGUAACAUAGUGUGGAUUUAUUCCAUAUUAUGGCUGCUCAACAUAAAACACAA